ACUUGUUUUAAAUAAAGACUUGUUUUAAAAUUUUUAAAAAUUCUGCCCCCCCUCCCCUCCACCUGAUUGCUGUUAAUGUGUUUCCCCCAUUGGUCAGAAGGGAGGUGGGUGCGGCUAAAGCCACGCCCCCAGCAGGCCGACGAUUAUAAAGACGCUCCGUGGAGGAACCGAAGGAUCGACGUUACCCGGCGCCUUGUUGAAAGUCAGACGUCUCCGUAUGGGCAGAGGAGGAACGGUGUGUGUGUGUGUUCUCAGCUUUAAGUCGCAUUUCUUCUACACAGAGACGGGUUAAGGGCACAACAUGGCUGCAGCCGAUGCAAUGCUGCCCUCCACAACUUCCUUUCCCGCCGAUAUGCAACAGAUGGAUGAGAAACCGACUGUCAACCAGCUGUGGAAGAUGGGUGAAGGUGAGAGGUGCGCGACGUCGUGCAGGGCAGACAUGAACCCGCUCAUCGAGGUGGAGUUCAGCAUCGUCCAGUCUCCUGCGCUCCCCCCCAGUAUCAAAGAGGAGGACGAUCUGGGCAAAUUCCUGGACCUCGAGUUCAUUUUGUCCAACACCAUCUGUUCCGAGACUCUGGGUCACAACGCCAACGAGGCGUCUCCGCCGCAGCAGGUCUGCUCCUAUUCCCUGCCGGAGUCACCGGAGAGCUGCAGCAACACCUCGCCGCCGGAGAGCUGCGAGGCCGCCGGUCAUUACAGCGACCCCAGCCCCGUCCGCUGCAGCAUGAUGGCGGAGCUGCUCACCCCGGACAUAAACUACCCGGGGGAGAGUUUGCAAGACGCCAGCUGCCGACAGGAGUACACUGAGCUGCAAGCGUUGAGCCAAGUCACCUCUGCGCACCUCCAAGUGCCGACGCGUCCAUCAGGACUGGGAUUCAAAGUCAAAACGGAGGCUUCGGAGGUGCAGCCGUGCAUGCUGGCCAAUGCGUGCGGCGACUUUGUGGGACAAAUGUACGACCAGAGACAGCAGAUGCGCGCCAUGCACCCGUCCGCCUUUACGCACCACCAGACGCAUGCCGCGCAGGAUUUUGGCGCGCACGCCGUGCAGCACGCCCCGCUUUCGGUGCGCAAAGACUGUCAUGCGGCCGGAAUGAACAUCAGCGACCAUCAUUUCCGCAACCAGACCCACAUGCCCCACUACCUGAACGCACCCUACCUGCAGCAGUACCCGCAUCAGGGCGCAGCUCCGUAUAACAUGUACAGAGAGAGCUUAUACGUGCACCAGCAGCAUCAGCCUCCGUCCAUGCAGGGGAUGAUGCUCACGCCUCCGUCAUCGCCCCUGCUGGAGUUUUACGCGCCGGAGGACGGCGGGGUGAAGCCGAAGAGGGGGCGCCGCGGGUCCUGGGCGCGGAAACGCGCAGCGACGCACAGCUGCGAGUUCCCCGGCUGUGGGAAGACGUACACCAAGAGCUCCCAUCUGAAAGCCCACAUGAGGACACACACAGGUGAAAAGCCAUACCACUGCAACUGGGAAGGCUGCGGGUGGAAAUUCGCCAGGUCCGAUGAGCUGACGCGUCACUUCAGGAAGCACACGGGACACCGGCCCUUCCAGUGUCACCUGUGUGAGCGGGCCUUCUCUCGCUCCGACCAUCUCGCCCUGCACAUGAAGAGGCACAUGUGAAGGAGUGAAAAGCCAUGGCUGGCCCAAGCAGAAUGUGGGGCCCUAAGCAGAAUGCCCCCCCCCCCUCCAAAAAAGUGUCCCAGUACCUCAGAUCGGCCUUGGUGAAAGGAUACUUGUCAGUGUAAAUUUGUGUAUACGUGAUUUGAAUUUCGCUUUGGUUAAGUUAUAGCGAUGCAGUAUUUAAGACGGGUUGACUUGCUCUGUCAUGUGAAUAAGUUAUUACAUUUCUCAGCGAGUGCCUUAAGGAAGACAGAUUUGCUUUCUUGAACACUAGUACAGGUGGGCGGGUCCCAUCGUCUUUGUACAUAUACAGAUUUUUACACGUGUUUACAACGUUUUAUAGGUUUUAUACCACUCCUAUCAGGACAGGGUACGCAUUGACAAAGUUGUUUUCUAUUUCUUCGUGUUGUCGGUUGACGCGGUGUUGAGGACAAAGUGUGUUUCGCAGUGUGAGCUGCAUUUCAGGCGAGUUUGAUUGAAGGCUCAUUUGACAAGUUCUCUCAUACCUGGGACGAGGUCUUUUAGUGUGUUUCUGUCGUGGCGAUUCAGUUUAAGCUUCGGGAAGUCGAGAGGUUUGGGAAUCAGCUAAAACUGUUCAGAACAAUUAUCUUAUCACAAGCAAUUACUUAUUCAUUUAACUAGAUACCAGAAGGUUUUGUGUUUUUGUAAGUUUUUUUUUUAAUUGUGUUUGAAAGAGAAUAUACUGAGAGUUGAAACUGAAAGUUGUCUUUAUGCAUGCUCAAUAGUCCAGGUAAGGAAAUAACCAAGUUGAGAGAAAAGCUUCAUCGCUCAUCUAAGUGGCGUCUUCAGUCUCAGUGUUUGUAUUGGCUGCUUGGCCCCAACUCAGCUGUCAGGGGACAGACCGAGCAGCAGCUUCCUGGAAGAACAGGAUUUGGACAGAUGCACCAUACUCUGAGAGUACAAAUUGUCUCAACAGCUUUUUUUUUGUAUUAUGCAAACAAGGUUUGGUAAAGAUGUACAAUUGUGAAGCGAUUUGCAAUGACAAUAAAGUUUUGGAAA
Molecule: messenger RNA, 2641 nt
Organism: Lampris incognitus (smalleye Pacific opah)
Lineage: Eukaryota; Metazoa; Chordata; Actinopteri; Lampriformes; Lampridae
Gene: klf17
Product: Kruppel like factor 17
Exons: 3
Coding region: 302-1621 (439 amino acids)
Biological process (GO): regulation of transcription by RNA polymerase II
Molecular function (GO): DNA-binding transcription factor activity, RNA polymerase II-specific; RNA polymerase II cis-regulatory region sequence-specific DNA binding
Source: RefSeq, a predicted model, not a curated record